Molecule: messenger RNA, 1160 nt
Organism: Copidosoma floridanum
Lineage: Eukaryota; Metazoa; Arthropoda; Insecta; Hymenoptera; Encyrtidae
Product: thioredoxin
Molecular function (GO): protein-disulfide reductase activity
Source: RefSeq, a predicted model, not a curated record
ACGGUAGAACAAGAGGUGUAGAAAAUAACUAGUAGCGUCUGCAACAUCGUAGCUGAACGAUUGAGGGUUUAAUAAUUUCCAUUGUCUUUACUAACAAUCGUCACAAUGUCUGAACAUAAAGUCAAGAUAAUCAGUAAUGUGGCUGAGCUGGAAGAAACACUGAAAAAUGCUGGAGACAAGCUUGUUGUAAUUGAUUUUUCCGCUACAUGGUGUGGCCCAUGCAAAAUGAUUAAACCAAAAUAUGAAGAGCUAUCUCUCAAAGAGGAAAUGCAAAAUGUUAUAUUUCUGUCAGUUGAUGUCGAUGAGGCAGAAGACGUGGCUAUGGCAUAUCAGAUCGAAUCCAUGCCCACUUUUGUGUUUUUAAGGGAUAAUAAAAAGCUUGAGCAGUUCUCUGGAGCUAAUCUUGACAAGCUCAGUGAUACAAUAAAAAAACAUAUGCCUCAGUAACUACAAACGCGCACAAGAUUUAAACACAGUUUAAAAUAUACAGUAAUUAUUCAUUGAAAAUUAGAAGUUUUAAAAACGACUUGCUAAUCAACAGAGAGAAAAUAGUAUGCAAGUUUUGUAUGCAGCAUAUUGCUGCUGAUGAAAUAUUUUUUUGAUCAGUUGCAUUUUUUUUUUUUUUUUCAUCUAGAACCAAUCAAAUGGUCAUCACAAUAUACAAGAUGCACUAUCAUUUUAAAUUUUUUGUGCUAUCAAUCUUGGAUUUUUUUACAGUAAAAUUAUAGUUUAUUGAAUAUGUAUUGUAUUUUGAAUGAACAUUUAUUUUUGAUUGAACUAUAUGAGUAGAAAAGUAUUACCACAUUUUUAAAAUUGCUGAUACCAAAUGAAAAAUCAUGUAAAAAGUCUAAUGCGGCUAAAAACUUAAAUUGAAUUUUGAAGAAAUUGGAAUUUACGUAAAAAUUAAGAGUUAUAUAAACAAAACAAUUGCAUGCUUAAUAUUUUUAAUAAAAAAGAAACUGGUAUUUUAAAAAAAACUUAAGAUUCGUCACUUAAACGCAUUCAAUAAAAUUUCACUGUACAAAACUGUAACAUGAAUAUCUGCAACGCUUAUGUGAACGUUAAUUGUAUCUGCAUCAGUGCCAGUAAAGAACUGAUAGGUAAAACGUUUUGACAUGAGUUGUAUUGUACGGCGAUAAAUAAACAAGUUAUUAAAAUUA